GCUCAUACCUGUUGCUUCGUCGGUCGAGAUAACACAGGGUUCUUCGCCUCCGUUGCAGCGUUCGGGAAGUGUCGGUGGAGAUAAUGGAGAGUUAUCGCGGAAUCGUCCUGCUCCUGGUGACACUGAGCCUGGUAGCCUCCGCAGCAGCUUUCAACCCCGACAGAACCAUCUACAAGUGGUCGCCGCUGUGGUUCAACAACUACUACAGGAGAGCUAAUCUGUUCAAAAGGUUUCGAGACGAGCCCAUCCAGAAGUGGAGUCCCAUGUAUUUCGACAAGAUCAACGAAUACCUCGAUCAGAAACGGACGGGCGCUAGCUGUGGGCGUGAGAACUCCAUGUGCGUCUUCCUGAGUGAGACAAACAAGCAGCCUGUGAUAGUGCGGUGCUGUGGGGCCCUCCAGUGUCUCUUCACUGGGUCUUCCUACACUUGUACUGACCCCAAAACUGUUGGUCUCGGUGAAGCUGUAAACGACAACAUGGCAGACUACUGAAUGCCGCCCACGAGUCAGAGAAACAUGCUUCGGGCCGCCCACGACG
Messenger RNA from Penaeus vannamei (Pacific white shrimp), 537 nucleotides. The record is from RefSeq and is a predicted model, not a curated record. NCBI's taxonomy places the organism in Eukaryota, Metazoa, Arthropoda, Malacostraca, Decapoda, Penaeidae.